AUGCAAAUCGUGUGCGGUACCUGGGUAGUUACCGGUCGACAAGGUCGUGAGGAUGAUCUCCUGGCAUACCCGACAACCCCAGGGGAAAUCGACGGAGUCAUCCUCGAGUCGUUGCUUCAGUGCUCAUUCGACUGCACACGUGCUGUUUGCGAAGAUGGCAAAUGGACCCGAGUUCGCUUCCCUGGCGACUACCAGCGUGAACAGGCUUUCUAUCCAGCCGCAUCUGAAGUCUCGAAGGCGCCAAUGCCCCGAUUACAGGUUGAUUUCUUAUCAGUAUCAGCUCUAUCACGAGGCCGAAAUAAACAGAUGAAGCUGGCAGACAGGCGAACAAAAAACGCUGACACCGAGUGGAUGAUCGUGCCAUUUGGUCCGACCCGGGCGGCUUGGCCCGCUGGUUUGGACCAGGAAAUUAAAUGCGAGCAGGGCCAGAAGAGGACCAGAAGGCCACGAGGCAAGACGACGGACGGCGGCCGGCACGCUCUUCGGUCGUCUUGGCUGAUCUCCCGACAUGAUUGCAGGUAUUCACACAUCCAGGCGCGGGCUCAGUCAGGCGAACGCUCACCCGCGGGAGAGUCGAGCUCAAUCGAACCGACCGCCAGCCGCGCAGGUAGACCAUACCAGAUGCUGUCGCCAGCUUGUUUGGCUGGUUUCCCUUCUGGAAGAAAUGUCCUCGACAACCAGGCCGUUAUCGUCGGCACUAUCGGCUUGGCCACAGUCGCCUGCGGGCCGGACAGGUGUCUUCUCACAACCACGGACAAAAAGGAUGGUACUCUUAGCCCCGUGUUGAGCGCGGCAGGCUCCUCGCAACCCGGUGUCGUCCUCUCGGCAUCCGGCGAGCACAUCAACGAGACGAAGCGAGGACUCAGUCCCCGCCAUGUCCAGCUCAUGGCCAUUGGCGGCACGAUUGGUACAGGCCUCUGGGUCGGAGUCGGCAGCGUGCUAAGCGAAGCCGGGCCCCUUUCCCUCGUCCUCGAGUUCAUGUUCUGGGGACUGCUCUUCGUUUGGCCCCUCAACUUGUGCGUGGCCGAGAUGUGCGCCUACUUGCCCAUCCGCGGCACCAUCUUCGAGCUGGCGUCGCGCUUCGUCGACCCUGCGCUGGGUUUUGCGAUGGGGUGGACGUACUUCGUUGCUGGCACUAUGCUGGUUUGUGUCGAGUACUCGGCCGUCGCUACUGUCAUGCAAUACUGGGCACCUGAUAUCAACCCGGCCGCUUGGAUCGCCCUCGCCAUGGGUCUCUGCUUUUUGCUCAAUGUCGUAGCCGUGAAAUGGUAUGGUGAAUCCGAAUUCAUCAUGGCUUCCACAAAGAUCCUGCUGCUGUUCGGCCUCUGCCUGCUCACGCUAAUCACCAUGAGCGGUGGUAAUCCAAAACAUGACGCCUAUGGCUUCCGCAACUGGGGCAACGGCAACGCAAUGCAUCCAUACUACACCGAUGGGUCAAUCGGCCGCUUUCUCGGCUGGUGGAGUACUGUGCUGUACGCAGGCUUCGUAAUUGCUGGGCCUGACAUGAUCGCCCUUGCUGCCGGAGAGAUCCAAAACCCCAGCCGCACCAUUCCCCGCGUCGCCCAGCUGAUCUUCUACCGUCUUGUGGGCUUCUACGUCGUCGGCGCGCUGUGUGUUGGUAUCCUGACUUCCUCCCGCGACCCGGGUCUGCUGAGUGCCAUCGAGAACGGUGAGCCCGGUGCUGCAGCCUCGCCGUGGGUAAUCGUCAUCAAGAAUUUGAACAUCAAGGGCCUGCCCGAUCUAAUCAAUGCCUGUAUGCUGCUGUCCGGCUGGUCUUGUGGCAACGCCUAUCUGUACUCGUCUUCGCGUACCCUUUACGGUCUGGCUCGUGGUAUGUCGUCGUCGUUCGAGUGCUGGCAUGGGUGGCAGAGAAACUAA
Anthostomella pinea is the source of this 1878-nucleotide messenger RNA. The record is from the annotation of a GenBank genome assembly. NCBI's taxonomy places the organism in Eukaryota, Fungi, Ascomycota, Sordariomycetes, Xylariales, Xylariaceae.